This is a messenger RNA of Coccomyxa subellipsoidea C-169, 2399 nucleotides long. Its product is annotated as type II DNA topoisomerase. Gene Ontology annotation, molecular function: DNA topoisomerase type II (double strand cut, ATP-hydrolyzing) activity; DNA binding; ATP binding. Gene Ontology annotation, biological process: DNA topological change. Lineage: Eukaryota; Viridiplantae; Chlorophyta; Trebouxiophyceae; Coccomyxaceae. The transcript has 13 exons. The record is from RefSeq and is a predicted model, not a curated record. The coding region runs from base 13 to 2247 and encodes 744 amino acids.
CUUAAAGAGAGAAUGCUGUUUGGAAACGGACAUGCUAGCACGUUGUUGAACUCAAUUAAUUCUCCAACCAUGCAUGGAGCCUACUUCAAGAGGGCGUGCACUUGUUUGAUUCCUCUUCGCACAUUUUUGCAGAUUGAAUCCAGGCCCCAUCACGGCGUUUUUUGCCUGGAUGAGGGUGGUAAGCUAGUUGGAGGAUGUCAGACCACAGCCACCCUCCACCAUCGGCGGUCCUUGACCACCACUUUUGCUGCCCAGACAAGUCCAUCUAAUGUUUUGAGCGCCCAUGGAGACUACGAUGCCGAUCAGAUUCAGGUGCUGGAAGGCUUGGAUCCUGUCAGGAAGCGGCCUGGCAUGUACAUCGGAAGCACGGGUCAGCGGGGCCUUCAUCAUCUGGUGUAUGAAAUCCUGGACAACGCCAUCGAUGAAGUUCAGAGCGGCUAUGCGCACACUGUCAAGGUGGAGAUGGAUUUGACCAGCGGGUGGGUCACCAUAUCGGAUGACGGGCGGGGGAUCCCCACCAACACACACCCACAGACAGGCCGCUCCGCUCUGGAGACUGUGCUGACGGUGCUGCAUGCUGGCGGAAAGUUUGGAGGGCAGGGGAGCGGGUACAGUGUCUCUGGGGGGCUGCAUGGCGUGGGGAUUUCAGUGGUCAACGCGCUCUCAGAACAACUCCAUGUCACUGUCUGGCGGCAAGGCAAGGAGUUCCAGCAGAGCUACAGGCAGGGCCGGCCCAUGACAGAGCUGCUGGAGGCUCAGCUGCCAAAGAAGGACUCCAAAAAGUCUGGAACACAAGUGAAGUUCCUGUACGAUAAGGAUGUCUUUGCCAAAGGGGUGACAAUGGACCCAAAGACCAUCCGCACUCGUCUGCAGGAGCUGGCUUUCCUAAACAGCAAUGCCACAAUCUGGUUCAGGACAAUCGAGUCAGGCAGCGCACCGAGCAACGGCAAUGGUGCAAGCCCUCCCCCAGAGCCUGAGUGGGAGAAGCUUCACUUUGAUGGCGGCCUCUGCGAGUAUGUGAAGUAUCUCAACCGGGACUCGCAGCCCAUGCACGAGCCCAUUUUUGUGACGGAAAAGGUGGACGGCGUCGUUGUGGAAGUUGCUCUGCAAUGGUGCAGCGAUACGUUCUCAGAUCUGCUCAUCGGCUUUGUCAACAGCGUCAAAACAAUAGACGGCGGCACGCACAUCGAUGGAUUGAAGGCGGCUUUGACCCGGACGCUGAACACAUUAGGGAGAAAGACAAAGGCCCUGAAGGAGAAUGAGGCCAACCUCGCUGGGGAUCACAUCCGCGAGGGGCUGAGCUGCGUCAUUUCUGUGAAGGUGCCAGAGCCUGAGUUUGAGGGGCAGACGAAGACCCGACUAGGCAACCCAGAAGUCCGCAAGAUAGUCGAUGCCUGCGUGGCAAAGGGGAUCAUGGAGAGCCUAGAAAUGGACACAGCGACGCUGGGGCUUGUUCUGGGAAAGGCUGUGGCGGCCUGGCGCGCGGCGGAGGCGGCCAAAAAGGCGCGGGAGCUGGUGCGGAGAAAGAGUCUUCUGACCAAAUCUACGCUGCCUGGGAAGCUUUCGGACUGCACAUCCACGGACAAAGCCCUCUCGGAGAUUUUCGUGGUCGAGGGGGACUCAGCAGGGGGAAGCGCCAAGCAGGCUAGGGACAGGCGCUUCCAAGCCGUGCUGCCGCUGCGCGGCAAGAUCUUGAAUGUCGAGAGGAAGGAUGAUGCGGCCCUCUACAAGAACAAUGAGAUCUCGAAUCUCAUUGUGGCCCUUGGACUGGGCUUGAAGGGCGAGGAAAUGCCAAAUUUGCGCUACGGCAAGGUCAUUCUACUGACAGAUGCUGAUGUGGAUGGCGCACACAUCCGGACGCUCUUGCUGACCUUUCUGUUCAGAUACGCCCGCGAUCUGUUUGAUAGAGGUCACAUCUAUGUCGGCGUACCCCCCCUUUACAAAUUGGAGGUGGGACGCUCUAGCGUGUACCUCUACAGCGAAGGAGAGCUAUCUGCGCGCACGCAGGGACUGGCCUCAGGCAGCUACACUGUACAACGUUUCAAGGGUCUUGGGGAGAUGAUGCCUGACCAACUGUGGCACACAACCCUCAAUCCAGCCACGCGCAUGCUGAAGCGGCUGACUGUGAACGACGCAGCUGAGGCGAGCCACCUGUUCGCUUUACUCAUGGGGGAUAAAGUGGAGCCGAGGCGUGCCCUCAUACAGGCGCACGGAGCAAGUCUUGCAUUAGAAGACCUCGACAUUUAAUUGUGCGCUUGUUGACAGACAGAUGUUGCAUUCCUGUGCAAUAUCUGGGAUGCGGGAGGUUCUCAGUGGUGCUGCAGAAUGUGCAGGGCCAAAUAGCAUGUAUGCGUGCUGCUUGACACCAGCUUGAAACUUGUGUAAUAAUUCCAAUGUGC